UUGGCUUACCUUGUGACCUGUGGAAGGGAGGCACCUAGAGAGAUGCAGCUUCGAGCAGCAUUAGCCUCGUAUGAAAGAAGGGACUCGGCGGUUAUUGCAGGGACAGGGUCGGGAAAAACCCUUAUCAUCGCUCUUCUUAUCUUGUCGGACCACCCUUCGAAUGGUGUCAGCAUCACGAUAUCCCCUCUGAAGCGCCUU
Molecule: messenger RNA, 198 nt
Organism: Desarmillaria tabescens
Lineage: Eukaryota; Fungi; Basidiomycota; Agaricomycetes; Agaricales; Physalacriaceae
Exons: 1
Molecular function (GO): ATP binding; nucleic acid binding
Source: RefSeq, a predicted model, not a curated record